Messenger RNA from Closterium sp. NIES-65, 3384 nucleotides. The record is from the annotation of a GenBank genome assembly. NCBI's taxonomy places the organism in Eukaryota, Viridiplantae, Streptophyta, Zygnematophyceae, Desmidiales, Closteriaceae.
AUGGCGUUACGCCGCGCCAUCCCCCACGGCUUUUCUGCCAACCGCUCGUCGCGGCGCGUGGCAAAGGCCGAUUCGUCCUCCGAUGCAGUAACCCCUGCGGGCCGCGCACGAGAGCUCGUCGAAGCGCUGUCGUCAACGACGGGUCUAUCGCUCAACGUCGCAAGCCUGUCGCAGCUGAAGCGACUCGUGCGAUACGACGACGAAUGCAUGCGCGCCGCAUUCGACGCUAUCAUGACGCGCCUCGAGAAUAAGCACGCGCAGAUCCGCCUUUUGCUGCUCCUCGUUAUAGACUACCUCUUUAUGCGCUCGCGGCUUUUCCGCCGCCUGCUCCUCCCCGCGCAUCUCCUCCCCUUCCUCCGCCUCACACUCGGCAUCCACCCCGCCUCCCCCCUUCCCCCGCCUGCCGCCCGCGCUUCCAUCCUCCGCACGCGCACACUUGAGUGCCUACAGGCCUGGGCGGCAGCUUUUGGCGCUUCCUACCCGUCCCUGGGCAUGGCUUUGCGCUACUUGGUGGGGACGCUCAAGCUCCCCCUGCCGCAGGGGGGAACCGCGGGGGGGCGUGCGGGGAGGCGGGCCGCGGGGGUGGAGAGCGCGCGGGAGAGGCAGCGGCGGGAGAGGGCCGCGCGGGUGCACGCGGGACAGCUGGCACGAUACGAACGGGCGCAGGCGGAGUGGGGGGAGUUGGGGGAGGGGAUGAGGGGAGCUGUGCGGGAAUUGGAGGAGGGGGUCAGGGCGCUGGAAGGGGGAGAGGCGGAAGGAGAAGGGAGAGAGAGAGGGGAAGGCGGAGGGAAAGGAGGAGAAGACAGGGAAGAUAAGACGAAAGGAGGUAGCGGGGAAGCAGCGGGAGCAGGAGCAAGAGGAGGAGGAGGAGGAGGAGGAGGAGGAGGAGGAGGAGGAGGAGGAGGAGGAGGAGCAGGAGGAGAAGAAGAAGAAUGGUUGGAGCAGGACCCUUUAUCUGACACCUACUGUGAGCCAUUCGGACGCGCGGAGCUGCGUGUGCUCUCCCAUGGCUCACACGCACAUGUACGCCUUGCCCACCACCUCUCCACAGCACACGCCCAGGCAGGACAGGUGGGGGAGGCGGAGCGGGCAGGACAGGCGGAGGAGGCGGGGGAGGCAGCACAUGCGGGGCGGGAAGGAGGAGGUGUGGAUCGUGGUCUUAUACAGUCUCUGUGCGCCCUGGCAGCAGUGGUGCAGGGGCGGUAUCUGAGUGUGAGCGGCGCGUGGGUGCAUGCGUUGACCAGGGUUGACCCGCUUGACCCGGCGUGCAGGGACGAGAUGUUGAGAGAGGUCAUUGGGCUGAGGGCGCAGAUGAAGGGUGUUCUGGAGCGGUGCAGAGCGGUUGGGUUGACGUGGGAGGUGAAGGGGGAGGGAGGCGGGGAUGGAGAGGAAGAAGGAGAGGAGGAGGGGAAGGGAGCGGGUGCAGGGAGCGGCGAAGAGGAGGUGGAGUGGGAGGAUGGUGGCGGUGGUGAGGAUGGUGGCGGUGGUGAGGAUAAACUUGCUAGAGCCAUGGAAGAGAGGAGUGGUGAAGAUAUGGGCGUUCUGAACCAAGAGCAGCAGCAGCAGGUGGAUAUUGAAAGGAGUUGUGGUGAAGGACAGAACCUCGCACAUGAGCGCGUGCGCGAGCUCAUGGGCCUGCAGGUCUGCUACUAUGAGCCUCCUAAGGGGGUGCGGGGGAGUGCGGGGAGGAGGGUGGGGAUGGGGAGGGAGAGGGGGAAGGAGGAGGGGGAUAGGAGAGGAGGGGAGAGGGAGGAAAAGGGGGGGAGGGAGGGGAAGGAGGAGAGGGAGGGGAAGGAGGAGAGGGAGGGGAAGGAGGAGAGGGAGGGGAAGGAGGAGAGGGAGGGGAAGGAGGGGAGGGAAGGGGGUUGUCCAGGCGAGGAGAGGAUGUUGUGCAGCGGAGUGAAACGACAGAGGGAGGGAGAUGACGGGGGAAGGUCUGAUGGUGGGGAUGGUGGGGAUGAUGGUGGGGACGUUGAGGGAGAGGAGUUGGAAGUGAGGGAGGUGGCGAGUGGGCCAUUGGGUGGGGUACAGGCUGGGGCAGUCAGUGGGGAGAGUGGCGACGGUGGACGUGCACGCAGGGCUGGUGGAGAGAGUGAGGAGGGGGCGAAUGGGACAACGGGUGAGAAAGUGGGAGGGAUUUCACACAGAGGGUUGAGCGCAGGUGGGGUAGGGGGGGCAGAUGGGGUGGAGUGGGAGGCGUGGCAGAGACAGGUGGGAAGGCAGGCAGUCCGCAAUGUGAGGCGCAGGGAGAGGCAGGGGUGGAGGCACGGGGGAGGUGGGAAGUGGGAUGGGGAUGUUGGGCUGGGGCUGGAUGGAACCGGUGCUGCUGCUGCUGGUCCUAUUGUUGCUGCUGUAUCUGGUGCUGUUGCUGGUGCUUGUGCUGCUGCUGCUGCUGGUAGUGGGGACAGGGAAAAGCAAGGCACAGGGGCGGAAGGGAGCAAAGAGGGCAUGCAGGAGGAGAGAAGGAGCAGCAGAGAGCUGGGGUCUCUGGAUUGGUACGGAGGGGAUAGGGGAGGCGAGAGAGGGCGCGAGAGAGGAGGCGAGAGAGCAGUGCAAGGAGGGCACGGGAGUAGCGUCGUGAGUGAGAGAGCCAGUGCGGCCAGUGGGGGUGGCGCAGAUGGUUCCAGGAGGUUGGGGGUGGAGAGGCGCGGGUUGGUGCUGCGAGUGGCAGCUAGCCUGAAGCAGCGAGCUGCUCUGCUGGGGAAGGAGGAUGCACAGAAGUUGACUUGCUCGGGUGGUUCUGCUAUGCAGCAUGGGCAGGCUGGGUUGGGUGGUGCAGCAGGGGAAGAGGAGCAGGGCGGUGCGGUCGGGGUGGCACGGGGUGGUGGUGGUGCUGCUGGGGGUGAGGGGCAGUGGAGGGGGGCGCGGGUGGGCCGAGGGGAACAGGGGGGGGGGGGCAGGGGCGGGGAGAGAGGUGGGGUGGGUGCACGUAUCCGCGCUCACAACGACGCGGUGUUGAUGGCUGCAGAGGUGCGCGGUAAGGGAGGGGAGGUGGUGAGUGGGGAGAGGGGAGGAGGAGGUGGUGAGGAAGGUGCAUGUGAUGGUAGGCCUGGGAACGAGCAGAGGGGAGUGUUGAGUGGGGGAGGUAUUGGGAUCGUCAUGGGUCUUAAUGGUGGUGGUGGUGGUGGUUUCGCUGUUGGCGAGAGUGAUGGUUACAGUGAAGGAGCAGGGGCGGGUGGUUGGGGAAGGGAAGAGGGAGUGGGAGUGGGGGGAGUGGGGGGAGAGGGGGGAGAGACGUUAGCAGGUAUGCUGAAGAGGAAGGAGGGUGUAAGGGAGAGGCUGGGCAGGAGGUUGUUGAGGGGCAGGGGCAGGGCAGCAGCGGUGGAGCAGAUGGAGAGGGAGGAGCAGCAGAGGACCAGAGAGGCGCGGGUGAACCAGUGGUGA